Aspergillus tanneri is the source of this 1245-nucleotide messenger RNA. RefSeq lists its product as uncharacterized. The record is from RefSeq and is a predicted model, not a curated record. The transcript is spliced from 2 exons. Lineage: Eukaryota; Fungi; Ascomycota; Eurotiomycetes; Eurotiales; Aspergillaceae. Bases 1 to 1245 code for a protein of 414 amino acids.
AUGGGGUCGUACUGUGCAUCGUCAUAUCAAGAUGGUCCGAGGACGGGAAGAAGCUCUAGCUCCACCAACAGUGAUACUUCGGAUCGCUCGAAGAGCACGGUCCCUACGAUCUACAGCGAUCGGCCCACUUCGAAGCGGAGAGACACGGUGGAGAUUUACGUGAAAGAUCCUAGAGAUUCAAUAUCAACCUACGCGUCAACGGUGCCUUCAGCCGAGGACCUUCCCGAGAAGCCAUUCUACGAGGUAGUCGAUCGGACGCUGGAGAUAUUUCCCACCGAUGUGAUUCCCUCUAAUCCGUCCACGUUCGCAGACCUAUUCCCGUCCCCCCGGCGACUACUCAUCCGCCACGAUGAUGCGACCCUGGAUGGGAACAUGAACCUCCGGAUAGACACUAUGGUGCCCGGGCGAGGACGAUGCCAGCAAGAAGUAACCUUGUUCCAUCUGCGCAUGUAUGACUUGUUCUCGAGAAAGUUUUCCUUUCGACGCUACUGUCGGGAUUCUGGACGGGAGGUGUGCCAUUCGGAGCGGAGACCUCGAUCGCCCGUCUCACAUAAACGGCCGGUAUUUCGACGUUCUUGGAACAGCGUCCUGUCUAGUUUGAAGCCAGGCUCAAGUGGGAACAGUUCGCUGCCCAAUUCAGAGCACAAGCGCCAGGGUUCGGAGUAUAGGCUGGCUGGAGACGAGGGGUACCUGGGGGACAAGGAUUUAGACGCCCAGGGUGGCUCCGAUCAAACCACCUCCCUUGCUAGCAGCACCUUGCUGGAGUUUUCGAAUUAUGCGCAUGUAGAGGUCAAGAGACGGGACGCCGGGAUAUCUAAGAAGUACGAGUAUGAAUACUGGUCUACAAAGUACCAGUGGAGACGGGAAUAUCGGAAGGAGGGGGAGCUACGAGAAGUUACCUACCAUCUUGUCAAUACGCGAACGUCCAAGCAGAUCGCUCAUAUUAUUCCCGAAAUCUUGACCCCCAUGGAAGCGAUUGAAGAGAGCAGCAAGGGGGGUUGGGUUCCUCCCUCCUCCAUGUGGAUCAGCGAUGCCUCUGUAUAUGAAAGGAUGUCCGACAUUGCCGAUGUGAUAGUUGUGACCGGACUGAUUGUCCUAGUCGAUGACUGUAUCCGUCGACGCUGGCACUCGCGAAAACAUACUCCACUCUCGCUUCCAAUGCAGGCUUCGAUCACAAAGGGUAUCGAAUCGAUUGGAGCUAGACGCCUCAUUGAUGAAGUGUUCCAUCGAAGAGGGUCUGCCUAG